UACCGUAUUAUCAAUUAUCAUAACUUCAACAAUACACGUGACAAUUGCAAUAACUUAAUUGUAUCUAUAUUAUUUUUAAAAAUUCUGUUUGUAGUCCAACCAUGGCAUUGUUUGAAGACGAAAAUCAUGUUACUUUUAAUGAAAAAGAUAAAAAACGUAAAAACAUUGAAGCUGUAGAAAAAGUUGAAAAAAAAAAAAAAAAAAAGAAUACAUUCGAAAACAAAGAAGAAGCAAACGAGGUGAUUGAAACGAUUAAAAAGAAAACAAAAAAACAAGAAGAAAUAAAAAAAGAACCACAAUCUGUUGAAUUAUUAAUGGAGAAAGUAAAGAAAAAGAAGAAAAAUAAAAAUCAAGUUACAGAGGUGGUUAAUGCUAACACUGAUGAGCCUAUAGAAAAUAACAGUUUCAAUUCCAUUGAAGGUACAAAAAGUAAACCAAAAUCGACAAAAGUAGCAGUUCUGCCUACUGUAACUAUAGCAGUGCCAGGAUCCAUUUUAGAUAAUGCUCAGUCUCCAGAAUUCAGAACUUACUUAGCUGGUCAAAUAGCAAGAGCUGCUUGCAUCUACAAAAUAGAUGAGAUUGUAGUAUUUGAUGAUGUUGGUGAGCAGACAAAUGUAAUGAUAGCCAACAAAAAAACUGAAGGAGGUUCUAAGACAUGUAAACAAUUAGCAAUAAUUUUACAAUACUUGGAAUGCCCACAAUACUUGAGGAGGAUAUUAUUUCCAAUGCAUAACUUUUUAAAAUACACAGGAGUGUUAAAUCCACUUGAUGCACCUCAUCAUUUUAGACAAGAAGACAAUGUUCCAUUUAGAGAAGGUGUUGUAUCAACACUUCCACCAAAAAAAGGGAAAGGCUGUAAUGUUGAUGUUGGUCUUCGAAAACAUGUCUUAGUUGACAAAUGUAUCCAGCCAUUUGUACGAGUUACUGUCAAGCUUAUUCCUAACUCAAGCGAUUCUAAACGACAAAAAGGUAUUGUUGUUGCUCCGAGUACUCCUAAAAAUGAACUGGGAAUUUACUGGGGUUACACUGUUAGAAAUGCUGAAUCAAUCAAUGAAGUAUUUACUAAAUGUCCCUAUCCUGGUGGUUAUGAUUUAAAAAUCGGAACAUCUGAUAAAGGAGUUGAUGUAGAUCAAGCCGAUCAGAAACAACUUGAAAUUUUCAAACACGCAUUAAUAUGUUUUGGAGGGGUUCAUGGACUUGAAGCUGCAUUAGAAGCUGAUCAAAAUAUUAAUGAAGAAAACCCAUCAACAUUAUUUGAUGUUUAUUUAAACACUUGUCCAAAUCAAGGUUCAAGAACUAUUAGAACCGAAGAAGCUAUUUUUAUCACGUUAGCUGAAUUGCGUUCAAAAAUGAAACUGAAGUAGAUAAAGUGAUUUAAUAAUAAUUUCAUUAAAUUGUUUAUAUAUUCAAUAAAUGUAAUGUUUUUUGAAAUUUUGAAUAAUGAUAUAUUGUUAUGGAUGUUA
Molecule: messenger RNA, 1463 nt
Organism: Sipha flava (yellow sugarcane aphid)
Lineage: Eukaryota; Metazoa; Arthropoda; Insecta; Hemiptera; Aphididae
Product: putative methyltransferase C9orf114
Exons: 3
Coding region: 102-1364 (420 amino acids)
Source: RefSeq, a predicted model, not a curated record